Molecule: messenger RNA, 594 nt
Organism: Baudoinia panamericana UAMH 10762
Lineage: Eukaryota; Fungi; Ascomycota; Dothideomycetes; Mycosphaerellales; Teratosphaeriaceae
Exons: 2
Coding region: 1-594 (197 amino acids)
Source: RefSeq, a predicted model, not a curated record
AUGGCGGAUAUUGCGGGGACAGUAGCUGACUUUAUCAACAUUGCCACAGGCUUAUACAAGAAUCUGCAAAGUCGUAGGAAUGCGCAUGCGACAUUGCAGAAUUACUUGCGAAAUUUUACGCAGUAUCAGCUUCAUAUAGGCCCGCCAACAGAUGAUCUCAUAAGUAAUCGCGCUCAUCGUCACGGUCAGCUCGUUGACCAAGCAAUCUGGGUGUUACAUCUCGACGAGAGUCUACGCCAAUGGUUGUUUGAUUCCGGUUUCGGACCCUCUAAACGAAAGGCUGGAGUGUAUAUCAUACGUCGACGCCAAGCCUCCUCUCGUGCCCAGUACUCGGCUGAGUUUCGACCAGAGCAUUCUGGACCUCCGAAAUUCCCAAGGUUUGGAGUGACAGAGAAGGCGACCACAUUCGACUCGCUCUUUCAGAAAGUCAAAGAUGCCUUCGAACGGCUUGAGACUAUGAUGUCCGAUGACUUCUACCGUAGCUCUAGCCAGUCGAUCCAGCACCGGGCCUUCGCCCAAGACAAGGACAACGACACAGAGGUGGUCCUAGGCCUCAAGCUCGAAGCACUCCUCGUCGUGGUGGCCCAAACUUGA